Molecule: messenger RNA, 4045 nt
Organism: Strongylocentrotus purpuratus (purple sea urchin)
Lineage: Eukaryota; Metazoa; Echinodermata; Echinoidea; Camarodonta; Strongylocentrotidae
Gene: suPaxB
Product: paired box protein
Biological process (GO): regulation of transcription by RNA polymerase II; anatomical structure development
Molecular function (GO): DNA-binding transcription factor activity, RNA polymerase II-specific; RNA polymerase II cis-regulatory region sequence-specific DNA binding
Source: RefSeq, marked provisional
UGAACGGCUAAACACGGCGCUGAAGCAAGUGCUCUCUCGGCCGCCAUCAUACGUUGAUCAUCCUCUCUGCAAUCCUUCAUUCUAUUACAUCCAGGAAACUCAAAACAAUCAGUGCUGUAAAAGUAUUACUAAUCCCAACCCAAAAUGAUAGAAGAAGCGCAUAUUGUACACCAAGAGGCAUCAUUGCAUAUCCAUCAAGGACCACCAGUGUUGCAAGUUCAAGGGGAAACAAUGAUGCAUGUUCAUGAAGAAAGUAGUCCAGAAGGGGAAACACCAAAAGCUAAGAGGAGAAGACUAUCAGAUGCCGAGGGAGUAAACCAGUUAGGAGGAUGCUUCGCCAAUGGCCGCCCUCUCCCUACACAGAUUCGCACACAGAUCGUGGAGUUGGCACGGGAAGGAGUACGACCAUGUGACAUCUCCCGACAGCUCAAAGUGUCCCAUGGGUGUGUCAGCAAGAUCCUUGUCAGAUUCUACGAGACAGGGUCCAUCAAGCCAGGCGUCAUUGGUGGCAGUAAACCAAAGGUGGCCACCAGAGACGUCGUUGACAAGAUCGCAGACUACAAGCGCGACCCAACCAUCUUUGCCUGGGAAAUCCGCGACAGGUUACUGUCGGAAAGCAUUUGCGGCAAGGAGACAGUUCCAAGCGUCAGCUCCAUCAACAGGAUAUUGCGGAAUAAGAUUGUGAACGGUUAUGUUAUGGAAGAAGCGACACUGACCAGAAAGAAACAGCAGAUCGCCGAACUAGAUCUUCCCGAUGAAGCUCUUCCAACUCAAGUCACCAUCCAGCGCCCGACCCCGCAGCAGCUUAUGGCUCACAACUCGCAGCAACCCACGACCAUCACUCCUGCCCAGUUCGCGCAAUACUACAGCAGCCUCCAGCAGCAGAGUCCGCAGGCUGGCGGGUAUCCCAUUCACGUCCCAACGACGUCCCCCCAAGCAGCGGCGGCGGCCACGGUAGCCCCUAGUGGUGCCACCGUCAGGCUCCCGCCGGCCUACACCAUAAAGGAACUCUUGGAUGCGCAAGCAUUUGCCCAACGUAACGGCGUCAGUCCUCAGACCAGGCCGACGAUGGCCCAGCUGUCCCCGGCCAAAGGAGUAGAGGGUGUGCAGAUGGCUGAACCUAUGGCCCACGUCCGCACCGUCCAAUUGGCAGUUCCCACUAGACCAAACCAGCCGAACCCGGUCAGAACAGCCGUCACCGCCAACCAAUCCCCUACAGCCAUCACUCCCGCGCAGAUGACUGCCUUCACCGGCGUCGCCAUCAAGACAGAGCAACCUGACACCGAUGCCAAUGCCAACGCCCGGGCCAGCAGCUUGAAAGGUUACUACGAGAGCUUCGCCAGGGAGCUAGCCAUGAGUGCCGGAGCCAUUCCGUCCCAGGAGCAGCGACUCGUGAUUCCUUUAUCCGAGUCGGCAGGGUUGCACACAUUGACACCUGUGCAGAGUGAUACGAACGUAAGGGGCGCUUAUACGCGAGUGGUUGAAAGUCCCAAAGCGGAAGAAUUGAGAUUAGCACGAGUCCGACAAGCAGGCACCCCUGUCCUAAGCGCCGGUAGCCCUGGAGUAGCUGACAAUGCCACCUUCACGGAGCUAAAGCCCGCCAGUGUUCUCGGUUAUCAAGAAGUGUACCCGACUGCGCAACCUCCCAUUCAAAAUGCUACCACACUCACGACAGCCGGCCAGACCACCGGGAUCACCACUGCCUCAUUAGCGACCUUCUUGCCCAACACCACCACAGCUCCAGUGAAAGCAGACUACGCUGCCCAAAUCCAUCACCUACAACAAGCCAGUCUAGCCCUGGCCCACCGGCAACAGCAAGAGCAGCAUCAGCUCCAGCUGCAACAAGAGCAUCGUCAACACAUGCAAGAUGGAAUCCCCCACGACAUUUCUUCCCCAAACAACCCGUGGCCCGCUCGACCGAGUCUUGUCUCCUCACACCCUGCAUGAUAUCAUUAUGUGUUUCACUGUUUUUCAUUUUGAGCCGCGUCAUCAUAAUACCCGUCUCCCAUCGACUAAAUACAGAACUGAUGACAAAACUGAAAAGGUCACUUCCAAAACCUAUGCAUCAAACGAACACAUCUUGCUUCUUGCAAGAAAAUAGUUAUAUAUUUGUUAGUAUUGCCAAUGUGAUACAAUAUUAUCUAUAAUUUUGCUUUUGAUUUUAUUUUCUAAAUUCGUCUGCAUUUAUCGCAUAGAGCAUCAAAUAUUAUAACUUUUUUAAUUUUUUAUUUCAGUUAUUGGUAAUACAUUUUAUUUCAUUUUUUAAUUUUCUUUUGUAUAGUUUUUUGGUGCAGGAUCAGCUGCUGUAUAGACAAUAUUUGUUGAUUUUAAUUAUUUUGUAUUUUGUAUUUGAUUAUAUAUUAUUAAUUCCUUGAAUGUAACCUCUGGGUUUGUCCGAAUUCCAGUUUUUCUUCUGAUGACACAAAAUAAUAAUGUAUUCAUGACCUUUUAUUUAAUGUGAUGGUUCAAACCACCCCAGAGGUAUUUUUGACAAAUGUUGAGGAUUAAAGUAUAUAAAUAUAUUUCUUUAUAAUGUGUUACUUUCAGGUUUAUGCAAGAACGCCUUUCUAAAUGUUUCAAAACGAUUGGGUGAUCAGUGUAUUAUGUUCAAUGUCCUGGUUAAGCGGUGUGACUAUUUCUACUAGUGCUUUCAUCACACAUUUUACGAGGUUUAGAAAGUAAGAGAGUAAAGUUUAUAUGCAUUCAUCGGUCUUUCUCAUUUAUUGCAUUACCAUAGUAGAGGCUUACCAUAUAUUGUGAAACAAGGCUUAAACAGAGUGUUAUACCUUUUGCUGCUUUUAACAGAAUACAUUUAUAUCAAUUAUCUGAAGAUAACAAUUUAGUUUUAUAUGAGAGAGUUUCUUUUUAACAGAAGACCUUAUGGAAUAUAUUCAAAGAUGGAUUUAUAAUGAUGUAAAACUGAAUCUGGAAAGUAAGAAGGUGGAAAUAGUACUGUGAGUUAUGCGAUGUAAGAUGAAUUGUGUAUAUAGGAAAACAAUAAUGCCCACUACUCACAAGUCGUUAAUUCGAACGCGCUAAUUUCCUAAUUUACUAUACGCUAAUAUUAGCCAUUAAUUCAACGUAACGUUUCCACUAUUCCUUUCGCAUUCAUUUUGUUUUGGUACGAUGCCGUUUUAAAGUUGCGGAAAGACCGCAACAGCGGCUGACGCAGUCAUAACGUCAGGCAAAUCACGUAACAGUGGCUGACGCAGUCCUAACGUCAGGCAAAUCACGCAACAGUGGCUGACGCAGUCCUAACGUCAGGCAAAUCACACCUCGUGUGCACCAUUGAAAUCCAGUGCAGCAGAAGCGUGUUAUUGCCAGCACACUAAUAGGCCAAAUUCAAUGACUAUAUCAGUGGAUGCCAAGGUGAGAUUGGAAUCAGGAGAGAUAACAUUUAACAAAUCUUUAUCUUUUAAAGUUUCUUUAAUUUUAAUUUCAGUAAUGUUGAUCUUUUUUUCUUCUUACGGCUUUCCCAAUUCAUACGAGUUCAAACGGUGCUUUUCUAAAGCAGCUCUCUUCUAAAGAUUGUCUUUCAAGCUAAUAUUCAAAGUUACUAGUUUGUUUCUCUUCUAUAAUAUUAAUGUAAGAUUAACACAAGGUGGAAUUUCUGUUUGUCAAUUGAUAAUAAUUGUGAGGAAAAAGAGGGUGACUUUAUUCCUACAUUCUUUCAGUUGUAAUAAUAUAUUGAUUUACAUGGACCUUGAGGCAUGUGAGACCCUAUUGAGAAAAACGUGUUUAUUUCUGUUUACUGAUGCAUGGAAUAUGUUAUGAAAAGAUGGCAGUCCUUAAAAUAAGUAUGUUGAAUGUGUAAUUAUAUUUAAAUGUCUUUUCACCAUUUAAUGGCAAAAUAUUUGUAUGUUCAAUACAUUGUAUCCUUUGCAGCUUUAGAUUCAAACUAUAUCUUUCAGUACUGGUUUGUGGUCAACGUUUCUUUCAAAAAAGUAUCAACAUUCCAUUUAGUAUGACGGUCAACCAUGUAAAGGAAACUUUUCGAAAAAAUACAAAUAUUUGCAUAAAUAAUAGAGAACACACGUGAUAUAAA